UCCCAGGAUGCCCGGGCACCUGCGCACUGAGGGGGCAGGGCAAGUUCCCAGGCUGGGGGGGGGGGGUUGCGGCUGCUUUCCCAGCAGCUCUGUGGACGCCGGAGGGGCCGGGCCGGGCCGUCCAGCCCCCGGGCAAAGAGCCCUCGAGCGGCCGCUGGCUCCAUGCCCUUGGGGGCGGCUCCCCUGCACCCAUCGCCAGCGGCCGAGCUGGGCGCGGAGCUCUGAAGAUGGGGGACCAAAAGGACGCCCUACGGAAGAUCAUCACCACGCUAGCCAUGAAGAACGAGGAGAUCCAGAACUUCAUCUAUGCCCUCAAGCAUAUGCUGCAGAAUGUGGAGGCGAACUCCACCAAGGUGCAGGAGGACCUGGAGGGGGAGUUCCAGUCCCUCUACUCCCUGCUGGGCGAGCUGAAGGAGGGCAUGCUCAUGAAGAUCAAGCAGGACCGGGCCAGCCGCACCUACGAGCUGCAGAACCAGCUGGCUGCCUGCACCAAGGCACUGGAGAGCUCCGAGGAGCUCCUGGAGACGGCCAACCAGACGCUGGAAGGGGCCGAGAACCACGACUUCAACCAGGCUGCCAAGCAGAUCAAGGAUAGCGUGACGAUGGCCCCGGCGUUCCGGCUCUCGCUCAAGGCCAAGGUGAGCGACAACAUGAGCCACCUGAUGGUGGAUUUCACCCAGGAGCGUCGCAUGCUGCAGUCCCUGAAAUUCCUCCCAGUUCCCAGCGCCCCGGAGAUCGACAUGGCCGAGUCGCUGGUGGCCGAUAACUGCGUGACGCUGGUCUGGAGGAUGCCCGACGAGGACAGCAAGAUCGACCACUACGUCCUGGAGUACCGCAAGACCAACUUUGAGGGGCCCCCGCGGGUGAAGGAGGACCAGCCCUGGAUGGUGAUCGAGGGCAUCAAGCAGACCGAGUACACCCUCACUGGGCUCAAGUUCGACAUGAAGUACAUGAAUUUCCGCGUCAAAGCCUGUAACAAGGCUGUGGCGGGCGAGUUCUCCGAGCCGGUCACCUUGGAAACCAGAGCGUUCAUGUUCCGCUUGGACGCCAGCACCUGUCACCAGAACCUGAAGGUGGAGGAGCUGAGCGUGGAGUGGGAUGCCAUGGGGGGCAAGGUGCAGGACAUCAAGGCCCGGGAGAAGGACGGGAAGGGCAGGACGGCGUCCCCGGUGAACUCCCCUGCCAGGUGCGUGCAGUCUCCGAAGAGGAUGCCCUCGGCCCGGGGGAGCAGAGACCGCUUCACAGCCGAGUCCUACACUGUGCUGGGCGACAUGCUGAUUGACGGGGGAGACCACUACUGGGAGGUGAGGUACGACCGGGACAGCAAGGCCUUCGGCGUGGGGGUGGCCUACAGGACCCUGGGCAAGUUCGACCAGCUGGGCAAGACCUCGUCCUCCUGGUGCAUCCACCUCAACAACUGGCUGCAGGUCAGCUUCACCGCCAAGCAUAACAACAAGGCCAAGGUCCUGGACGUGCCCGUGCCCGACUGCAUCGGCGUCUAUUGCAACUUUCACGAAGGUUUCCUGUCCUUCUACAAUGCUCAAACCAAGCAGCUGCUCCAUACGUUUAAGGCCAAAUUCACCCAGCCGGUGCUUCCUGCCUUCAUGGUUUGGUGCGGCAGCUUCCAUGUGUAUUCUGGACUGCAGGUGCCCAGCACUGUCAAAUGCCUCCAGAAGCGAAACAGCACCACCAGCAGCUCCAACGCCAGCCUGACUUAGACACGCGUGGCCCCCCUGGCGUGGUGGGACCAGGCCCAGCUUUGCUGUGGGACUGGGCCACCUCCUGGCUCUCUGGAACCAGGGAGAGAUGCAGUGUGUGGCCUGUUCAGUUUUCUUUCCUCCCAGUUCCUGGAAGGCUGCUCGAGGCGGAGAGGCUGGUGCUGCAGCGUCUCAAAGGCUCUGAAUGUACCGAGACUUACCUGCCUAUGACUGUAAACCCACCUCCCGCUCCAAGCGCAUCCCUUCCCGCCGCCUCACACUUGCCUUCAAGAGACAGGGGGACGUCCACGAGCCAGACUUGUGCCAAAGGCAGGCCGUGCAGAGGAUGGCCUUUAAGCGCCCUGGGAUCUCGAGUCCAGAGGAUGGGGCCUCCUCUGGCUGAAAGCAGGUUUUUGUUUUGUUUGGGUUUUUUUGGUCCCGGUCAUCAUAAAACCCUAUGCUUAAAGGUGGCACCAGGAACGUGGGCACGCGUCUGCUUUUAGAGCCCGUUAGCCUCUCGGAUGACAAACGCUGCUUCUGGCCUUAAUAAUAAACCUUGCUCUCGGCA
This is a messenger RNA of Dermochelys coriacea (leatherback sea turtle), 2265 nucleotides long. RefSeq names its product fibronectin type III and SPRY domain containing 1 (gene FSD1). Gene Ontology annotation, molecular function: protein binding. NCBI's taxonomy places the organism in Eukaryota, Metazoa, Chordata, Testudines, Dermochelyidae. The transcript is spliced from 13 exons. The record is from RefSeq and is a predicted model, not a curated record. Bases 228 to 1718 code for a protein of 496 amino acids.